AUGCUAAAUCCUUUUCGGGACAAAGGUGUCCCACUGUCUGAAUAUCAAGACGCCCUGAACAAUAUUCCCUUCUUCGUCAAGCAGCAUUAUCCAGGCUUUCGCUGGAAAGAGGAUGGCUUAGAUAUGAGUUGGACCAGCAUGACUGCUGGAAACUCCAGAACUCCCGAAAAUCAGCAAGUAGAGCGAUGGCUGGUCCCUGGAACAGCUGAACCAUACUACCUAGAAGGCAAGAACCAGAAUCCCCAAACGGAGUGGAUGACAGGUUUACUCCCGGGGCUCAAAGAUGGGUAUUCAACACCGUGGGCCAUGAAUCGGGAAUCUAGUUUUAUUAAGCGGCGUUCAGUAGAUAGUUCGGUGUUUGCUAGUAGUUCCGGUCUUGAGAACGACUCUGAAGGGCAACCGCCAGUUUGA
Molecule: messenger RNA, 411 nt
Organism: Orbilia oligospora ATCC 24927
Lineage: Eukaryota; Fungi; Ascomycota; Orbiliomycetes; Orbiliales; Orbiliaceae
Exons: 1
Coding region: 1-411 (136 amino acids)
Source: RefSeq, a predicted model, not a curated record